AACUCUUACGCUGGGCGCCCACCAUUACAGUCACUUUGUACGCAGUAGUCAACCAGUUUAAUUAAUAUACUUUCAGAGUAGAUUCGAAACUCCAUUGUAGCCAAUUAUUAUGAUCUAUUAUUUGUGACAUUAAAUUACCUACAGUGUGACUAUAUUCAAGUUUGUUGGCAAUGUAGUUUUUACUAAUUUAAAUAUCCAACAAUUGGAAUAAUUAAGCCCACUGUUUGCUGCUCUACUCCCUCUACGACUAUCUACCUCUGCAGUCACCACCACCCCUCAUGGAGGAAGUGAAGAGAAUAUUCCAGGUUUACAUCGUUUCACCGACCCGAACUCAUCUCGUGGCCGUGGACCUUUUCGUGUUGUCUCGGCGUCAGCAACCUCAAAUCGUCCCUCAGCGACCUUCCAUGCACCACGCCAUGAUAAGAAUGAUGAUGAGGUAACAAAAGAUAAGAACGUGAACAAGACUGAAGACACAUCAUCUCAAGUAGAUGCUCGUCGCCUCUUCUCUUUUGGAGAGAGUGAUUCAGAAGAAGAAGAGGAAAAGAACGAUAAUGAUCAUGCACGGGUCGUUACAGGAGAGACGUUAAUUGAUGUCCUGUCAUCCCCCUCCUUUGAAAAUAAGUGUUUAGUGAGUAAAGAUUAUCAUCAUGACAAUUUUCUUAGUGAUGAUGGAGAAACCCCCCGAGGUGGUCGUGACCGUCAAAAGAAGCUUAAGACUGUUCCAGAAACAACAAAGAGAAGUAUUCCUCUGCCUGUCAGCAGCGACAGUGACGACGACAUCCCCAAGAAGAAGACAACUCUUCCAAUUAAGAAUACACCAGAUGAAAAUGAUGAUAGUGACGACGACUUUAAAAGUUCCAGCCGCCAGUCCAACAUUUGGAAGAAGGAAGUUAAUAAAGUCAAGAAAUCUUCACCAAAGCCAUUCUUAAAGAGGACGCCGGCAAAGCCGUUGGAUUAUUCUUCGGACGAGGAAGAGGAGAAGGAGGAAAGCCGUGAAUUUGGGGAACUAUCUCAUCAGAAUGUAAAAGCUUCACCAAGUAGAGUCGAAGAUGGACCGGCUCAAAAUUCCGGGCGUGAGGAAGAGAGGGAAGUGUGGAGGCAAGGAAUUAUAGAGACGCAUAAUUCGAUUGUUGGAUUAUUUGAUAAUUAUGUUCAACUCGAGGGUGGCAAACUUACCAAAUUGGUCUUGGGGGCUGUUCCAACUGUUGAAGGAGAAAGUAUCGAAAUAAAUGAAGCGUUAAUUGGGAAUCUCUUUCCUCACCACUUUCGGGGAGUCAAGUAUAUGUAUCUGACUUGUUUCGGGGGUCUGGAGCAGUUCUCUCAAGGGAAUGAAUCAGUCUUCACUACUGAUUAUUUAAUUGGCCCUGGAAGAGAAGUCCAAAUCGCAGCAUUCGCUCAGGCAGUAUUGGAGAAAGAAUCAACGGGAAUGAAGAGGAUACUCAUUCUAUGUCCUCCAAUCAAAACAAAAAUAUGGUCUGACGAGAUUCAAAAGAGUUUCGACUACGUCGACCCGGAACAACGCCAACUAGUUGAUGACCUGUGCGAUGGAGAGGAUAUUUUCGAACACAUCGAAUCUCUCAAAAUGUGGACAAGAUGUGGUGGCGUUGGAAUUAUGGAUUUAGACCUAUUCCAACGGUUGGACAACUACUACACCGAAGAUGACAAUAAUAUGGAUAUUAUUCAGACUGCCUUAUUCAACCCUGGCCCGGAUAUAGUGUUCUUUGACUAUGAAAGUAUGGAUAAACGAAGUAUUCCUAAAAAGUACACAGGGUUGGUUAAAAUCAGUACCACGCGACGAAUAAUUUUACCUGACCUAUACUCUCACAACCCGAUCCAGCACAUCAGUCGUGUGAUAUUCCGCGACUGGUUAAUGGGGAUAGGGAAAGGAUGCUACGAACAACACUACCCAUCGUUUCUGCAAUUUAGUGACUUGGUUGGCUACCACAUGCAAAGGGAUGUUCGCUGGGUGAAAAAUGAAGGAUUCGCAGUGGAGCGGACUAAUGGGUGCAAUUCGUACUUGAAAUCCGAACUUCCAACCAAAUGGAGAAAUCAUACUUCCCAAGUUAGCAAGGCUUAUGAUCAAACUCCCGAAAGAAAAAGGAAAACCAAAUCGAAACAUCCAAGUGACAUUCCUCCAACCCACGUUCUGUACAUCCUGGUCGUGUCUCCAAGUGUUGGACAACUAACAGCAGACAAUUUAGCUGAUCCCAAUUUCAAGAUGUACAUUUACAUCGGGCAAUGGGAUUCGGGGACACGGGGCGGCUUAAUUACAGCCCGAAUUUCCCAUUUCUACGACCCUAGAGAUCCAGUAUUCAUCCUAUUGUCCGACCCAUCCAACCAGUGUCACCAAGUUGUAGCUGUCCAAUGCUAUAACCAAUUUUCUGCUCACAAUGGAGAGGCGUACUUGCUGGAAUACGCUGAUGAGUGGAAUCGAGUACACCCUGAUGGAGCCCGAUUCAUCAUAACCAAGCCAGAGGUCCAACACUUGGAUGAGUAUGGGACCCUUAGAAAAGAAGCUCGUCAAAGGGCAAAGGAUGGUGUGUGGAUUUUUCAGAAAUUCAACAAGGACGCGAAACCCAACCCGUCCCCUCUUCCUAAAUUCGCCGAUCUCUGCAAAUUGCCGUUCAGAAUCGACCAGACUUGCAUCAAGGAGAGAGUAAUUAUAAGAGGUGCGAAAAAAGGAAGGAAAUAAAAGUGUGAUUAUAGAUAUGUAUCCAGCCACGACAUAACUUUCCCCAAACACACGUUACAAUCACCUCAAAUGAUUUACUCUCGCACUUUCUCCCCACCUUUUCCAUUAGAAGACAGCAAUAAUUACAGUUCCGACUCUUACGAUUACAACAACACUUUCAUCACCAGCACCAUUUUCUGACAAACACAUUUGCAUUUACAUUAGAAUUAGGCAGCUUGUUGGGAAAUGACAAAACUUCACCCAGGAGAAAGUCAAGGGGAAAGCUACGUCAUUCAAAAUGCGCUGGUUUGCAUUACCAGAUACUGUUAAUUUAUUGUCCUUUAAUUCCAGUAAUUUAUGACGUCGACCACCCUGUAGUAAAUACCUAGCGAUGUAUCAUUUCCCUUGAAUAACGUAGCGAAAUAAAACUGAGAUGCGAUAAAGCCUUUCCUAAAAGCAA
Messenger RNA from Folsomia candida, 3131 nucleotides. RefSeq lists its product as uncharacterized. The transcript is spliced from 11 exons. The record is from RefSeq and is a predicted model, not a curated record. Gene Ontology annotation, molecular function: ATP hydrolysis activity. NCBI's taxonomy places the organism in Eukaryota, Metazoa, Arthropoda, Collembola, Entomobryomorpha, Isotomidae. Gene Ontology annotation, cellular component: nucleus. The coding region runs from base 1283 to 2692 and encodes 469 amino acids.